AUGGGCGAAGACGCCAAAGCAGUGGCACUCGUCGACGCUGUCCACGCUGGCGAUACCACCCGCGUGGCUGCGCUACUCCGUGGCCACGCCGACGCCAAUGCCCGCAACCAGCUUGGUGAGCUACCGCUCUUCGAGGCUGUGAGACGAGGGCGGCACGACAUGGUGCGCUUGCUCCUGGACGCUGGUGCCAAGCCCGACUUGCCGAGUCGAACCGGAGCGACGGCGCUCUUGGCUGCUGCCGAUGCAGGCGACGUCGACCUCGUCCGACAGCUCGUGCGGGCCCGCGCAAACGUCAACUUUCGUCAUUCGAGUGGCGUAACGGCCAUCAUCCUUGCUACGCAACGCGGGAGCGAGGACUCGGUGGUCGUCCUCAUCAAUGCGGGCGCCGACGUCCGGUCGCGGACGUGGGCGGGGGUGACACCCAUUCUGGCGGCCGCAGAGCAAGGAAAUGUUGCGAUCGCGCGCCGCUUGCUUGAUGCUGGCGCCAAUAUCUUGGACGUUGAUCAGGAUUGCUAUGGCGUUCUCCAUUAUGCGGCAAAAGAAGGUCAUGUCGAGAUGCUGGAUGUCCUUGUCGCAUCUGGAGCCGCAGUUGACGCGGUGUCCGUGACCGGAGCGACGCCGUUGCAUUGUGCGUGCGUGAUGGGCCACGCUUUGGUAGUUGAUGCGCUUUUGACCGAGACUUAUCCGUACGCCGACGAGACGGGAGCGACGCCGCUCUGCGAGGCAGCUGCCAACGGGCACACGGAGGUCGCACGUGAGCUUGUCAGAGCGGGUGCUAUGAUGCUCGAACGUGCCAAGGUGGCUGCACGCUCGUUGGCAAAGCUACAAGAAGUUGGCAUUGGCUGCUACAGUAUCGUCUUCAAGGACACGCACUGUGGCCAAGACGUAGCCGUCAAGGUGUAUCGAAAGGCCCAUUUAAGCACUGCGAUCAUUCGAGACAAGAUCCAAGUCCUCAAAGACAACCCGUCGCCGUACAUUGUGCGGCUGCUCGCCACAGCAGACGCGGAAUCGGACGCGCCGCAGCUCAUCUUCGAGUACAUGGAUGGCGGCAACCUCACUUCGUACCUCGAGAAGCUGGCCUUGGGCAAGUAUGUUCCUGUGGUGUACGAUCCCAUUGAGAUUCUCUGGGUCGUUGCCAACGCCUUAAACGACCUUCACGCCAAGAACGUCGUCCAUCGGGAUAUCAAUACCGACAACAUCCUCCUCUCUUCCAAGUACUACAUCAAGGUGGCAGACCUCGGUGCCGCCAAGAAAGAGUCAACGAAUAUGACGACGGGUGCUGGCACGAGCAAGUGGCGAGCGCCCGAAGUCCUCACGUCCGGAAGCGGCUACGGGAAGGCGGCCGACAUUUACUCGUUCGGGAUUCUCCUCCAGACGCUGUACCCUAACCCUUUGCAUGCAAGCGCUGAGUGGGCCCAAGCUCUCGCAGCGGACUGCACGGCGAUCGAUCCAACGCACCGCCCGACGGCGACCAAGCUUGUUGAAAUCCUGCAGCUACAAAUGCGGCAUUCGCAGCUGGUGGUGUCGUUGCCAGCGUUCUUGCAUGACCAAAAGGUUGGUCCUCCAGCCAUCGACGUCAUCCCCAUCAACCCAACUGUGGUGGCCCGGAAGCUUGGACCCUCGCCGUCAACUCUCAAGACGGGCGAGACGGGUCUUAUCAUAGCCACGUGCCUGGGUCACUGCGACAUUGUCAGCGUCCUGUUGGCACGCGGGGCCAACGUGAACGCAGCUCAAAUCUUUGGCCACACGCCGUUGCAUCUCGCCAUCAAAAAGAACAACAAGGAGGCCCUCGACGUACUUUUGCGCGCCAAUGCCAACGUCAACGCAGUGACCAACAAAAAAAACACGCCACUGCACUAUGCGACAAAGUCUCGACUUGAUGCGGUCGUCGCGCUGCUCAUUGCCCAUGGCGCCGACGUCAAUGGCCGCAACAAUGACAACGAGAGUGCGCUCCAAGUCGCUUGUCGCAUACGCUUUGUGGCUGCAGUGCCCAUUUUACUGACGCAUGGCGCCGACGUCAACACCAAGCAUAACGGGCUAUCACCUCUGUGGGACGCCAUCAUGAGCAACUGCUCUGAUCUUGCCGCCGCUCUCCUUACGUCGUCCGAGAUCAACAUCAACGAGCAGGACGAGCUUGGCAACUCACUUUUGCACCUGGCUGUCAUGAAGCACAACACAACCAUUGCCCGCUUGCUUGUCGGUGCCAAAGUCGACGUCGAUGUCGUCGACGCGGAAACCAAACCAUGUACGAGCUCUUGCUUCCGGCGUCCGACCACGUAUACAAUCUUUGUCUUGAUUCGCAUCCUGAAUCUCACGAGCUUGUAG
Molecule: messenger RNA, 2325 nt
Organism: Saprolegnia parasitica CBS 223.65
Lineage: Eukaryota; Oomycota; Saprolegniomycetes; Saprolegniales; Saprolegniaceae
Product: TKL protein kinase
Exons: 21
Coding region: 1-2325 (774 amino acids)
Biological process (GO): protein phosphorylation
Molecular function (GO): protein binding; ATP binding; protein kinase activity
Source: RefSeq, a predicted model, not a curated record